Messenger RNA from Neohortaea acidophila, 1797 nucleotides. RefSeq names its product fungal trichothecene efflux pump. Gene Ontology annotation, molecular function: transmembrane transporter activity. Gene Ontology annotation, cellular component: membrane. The record is from RefSeq and is a predicted model, not a curated record. Gene Ontology annotation, biological process: transmembrane transport. The transcript has 5 exons. NCBI's taxonomy places the organism in Eukaryota, Fungi, Ascomycota, Dothideomycetes, Mycosphaerellales, Teratosphaeriaceae. Bases 1 to 1797 code for a protein of 598 amino acids.
AUGAGCGGCCAACUCGGCUCUGACCACGACGCCCGGCUCAGUGGCGAUGAGCUGAAGCCCGUCGACACCAACGCCUCCUCCCAGGUCAAGGAUGUCUUGCACGUCACCCACGAGACGCCAUACCGUCAGGUGAACUUCUGGGGCACUUAUGUCGCUGCCGGCACCGGUGCUUUGGCUGCCUAUGGCGGAUUCGUCAUGCCGGCCACUUCCAUUGCCUUGAUCGAUGCUGAUAUCGGCCCAAGCCCCAACUACUACUGGGUCAUCCUUGCGUGGACGCUCUGUCUCGCCGUUGGAUACACCCUCGUCGGACGUCUCUCUGACAUUUUCGGCCGCCGCUGGUUCUUCAUCGUUGCCACCCUGUUGGCCACGAUCGGCUGUGCCAUUGGCGCAACGGCGCAGAGCAUCAACACCUUGAUUGGUGCCAGUGUCCUGACCGGCUUGGCCACCUCUGCCCAAAUCUCGUUCAACUACACCCUCACCGAGCUGGUCCCGAUCAAGCAUCGUUUCUACGUCCUUACCGGCAUCUUUCUGUGCGCCGCCCCUUUUUCAUGCUUCGGCCCCUACAUUUCCCGCCUGUUCAUCGUGCACACUAAGUUGGGAUGGCGAUGGGAUUACUAUGCCAACCUCAUUGCCAAUGGCAUCUCCCUGAUCUGCUACGCCGUCUUCUACCAUCCUCCCAACUUCCACGAGCUCCACAACCGUCGUCGUACGCGCUGGCAAGAAUUCAAGGAGCUUGACUUUAUCGGCAUCAUUCUCUACAUCGCCGGGCUGCUCCUCUUCCUCAUGGGUCUCUCGUGGGGCGGCAUCCUGUACCCCUGGAAGUCUGCACACGUGCUUGGGACGCUCAUCAGCGGAGCGCUCACCAGUGUCGUCUUUGUUCUCUACGAAAUCUACGCCCCCUUGAAGCGACCGUUGGUGCCGAUGCAUUUGUUCAAGAACUGGGACUACAAUGUCUUGACUAUCGUCUCGGCCGUGGGUGGAAUGUUGUAUUACUCGCUGAAUGUCCUCUACCCAACCAUGGUCGCCGCGCUCUUCACCACCAGCAUCACCAAAGUCGGACUCCUCUCUGUUGCCAUCGGCGGAGGUGUUGGCCUGGGUCAAUUUGGCGCAUCCCUCGUUGCUACCCCAGGGGGUAUGUUGCGUUGGAAGAUCUUCGCCGCGGUCGUCAUUUGCACUGCCACAACUGCCGCUCUUGCUGGAGCCACGAAAGAGGCGACCGCGUCCGGCCUCGCCGUCGUUGCCUCCAUCUGCAUUGGCGCGCUUGAGUCGUUCGCCGGCGUGGCUGUCACGAUUGUCAUCAAGGAUCAAACGGAAAUCGGCACGGCUGCUGGUGUCUAUGGCAGCAUUCGCAGCGUCGGCGGCGUGCUCGCCACUGCCAUUCUGACCACCGUUCUCCAGGGCCGUGUCAAGAGCGAGACGGCUCAUCACGUCGUCCCCGCCUUGCUCACUGCCGGCCUCCCGGCCACCUCGCUCGAAGAUUUCCUUGUUGAUCUCGGCGCUGGGGAUGUCACGGCCGCGGAGAAGUUGCCAGGAGUUACCGUCAAAGUCCUCGAAGUUGCCGCUGUCACUCUCCGCAACGCAUAUCAGAAGUCAUUCGAGACAGUCUACCUGGUCACGCUUGCCUUUGGUAUCAUCUCUUGCAUCGCCGCCUUCUUCAGCCCAUCGAUCGAGUCGCUGUACACGGACGAGGUCAUGCGCCAGUUGCACCCAGCCGGCGGCAAGCGCGCGCAGGGCGUGGAGAGCGAUACCGAGCAGGGUUACGUGGAGAAGCACGCCGUUCAGGUGGUGGAGAAGUGA